Messenger RNA from Raphanus sativus (radish), 2094 nucleotides. RefSeq names its product kinetochore protein NDC80 homolog. The record is from RefSeq and is a predicted model, not a curated record. The transcript has a single exon. Gene Ontology annotation, biological process: attachment of mitotic spindle microtubules to kinetochore. Lineage: Eukaryota; Viridiplantae; Streptophyta; Magnoliopsida; Brassicales; Brassicaceae. Gene Ontology annotation, cellular component: Ndc80 complex. Bases 57 to 1769 code for a protein of 570 amino acids.
CUGCAUACCGCGAUAUUUCCCAUUCGGCGUUAGUUAUCUAAAAAAAAGCAAAAAAGAUGAGAGGCAAAGCGACCGGAAAGAGAAAAGCGACGGACAUAUUCGGCGGAGCGCCGCCGCCACCACCACCUUCAGUAGAACACCACCGUCACCUCGUAAACUCAAGAGACUCCGACGCCAGUUUCGCAAGCAGCCGUCCAUCAUCAGUCGGGCUAAGCCGAGAUCUACAACACUCGGACAGAUCUCACCAAAUCCGAUCAAUCAACACCUUCCUCGCCUCACACAACUUCCCCAUCUCCCUCCGCGCCAACCCCGUCCCUCCCGUCAAAGAUAUCUCCGAAACCCUAAAGUUCCUCCUCUCCACCGUCGAUUGCCCCUGCGACACUCUCAAGUGGGACGAGGACGUCGUCUUCUUCCUCAAAUCGAUUAACUGCCCCCUCAAGCUCACCAAAUCGACCCUCCGCGCUCCCAACUCGCCUCACAACUGGCCUAACGUCCUCGCCGUUGCUAACUGGUUGGUUCAGUACGCUCGUUUUCAUCAGCAUCUAUCCUCCAACUCAUUCCCUAACUCCGAUGCUAACUCCAUGCAAUCCUUCGGGUUACAGAGCUUCCGCCACUUCAUCCGCAACGAGGACGACUUGGUUAACGAACUAGACUCCGAUUUCUUGGGGAAGUUAGAAGCGGAGAAGGCUAGUAUGGCCGAGACUAUCUCCAACUGUGAGAACGCGUCUGGCGAGUUGGAGGCGAAACUCGAUGCGCUGAGGAAAGGCCCCUCGAAGAAAGAGGCUCUUGAGAGAGUCAAAGCCGAUCUUGAGAAAGAUGUUAACAAGUUCCGUACCAUGGUUACGGAACGUAGCGAGAGGACUCGUGGGAUGGAGAAGGUUGUGGAGAUGAAAGAGAGGGAGGUGAUAGCGAAGGAGGAAGAGAGGGAGAGGAUCUCUGAGGAGAAUAAGGAGCUGAAGAAGAGCGUGGAGGAACAGAGUUUUAACGUGAGAGAUGUUGAGAGGAUGAAGAGAGAGUUGGUGGCUGUGGAGAGAGAUGUUUCGGAGGGUGAGGAAGCUAGAGAUGGUUGGGAGCAGAAAGCUUGGGAACUUAACUCGAGGAUUAGUAAUCAGUUUCAUCAGAUUCAGACGAUGGCUAUUGAUUGUAACCAAGCUAUGAGGAGAUUGAAGGUGGAUGUUCAGUUCGUUGUGAAUGAGAGAGGGGUGGAGCCUGGAGAGGUGAUGGGUGUGGACUAUAAAGCUGUAGUGAAGCCAGCUCUUUGUUCUUUGUAUGAUGGGAUUAAAGAAGGGUCGAUGAAGAAGGUGGAGGAGCUUGUUACAUUACAAGAACAGGCGUCUGAAAUGGCGUCCAAGAUUGAAUCAAGAAAGCGUAUUCUCGGGUCGAUUCAGCUGCAGAUCAAUGAAGUGGAGGAGAAGAUGAGGGUAGUGAAGAAGGAAGCUCAGGAGUUGGCUGCAAAAUGCGACUUGGAGGUGAAAACAAUGGCGGGGGGCGUGAAAACUGAGGAGGUGAAUCUUGAAGUCGUGGAGAAAGAAGCUGCGGAGAUAUUGAAAGGUUCUGAGGUUAGAUUGGAAGAAGAGGCGAAGCAGAGUGAAGCGGAGGUCCAAGCUACUGCUGCCAAGCUCUUUGCGCUUAUCGACGCGAUAUCUAAACAUAAAGAGUAUAUGGAUUCGAAGAUCUUGGAGGUGAAAACUCGUGUUGAGGAUACUGCCAGUGCUGUUUCGGAGAUAUAUAAAGCGAGCUUCAAGAAGCACUUUGGUGGUAGUUGUUAGAGAGUAGAUGUGGCAAUUGAAUUGACUGAGCCAAGAGAUUGUUGAUUAGUAUGCAUAUUUAUGGUGAGAAAUGAUGUUGCUUGUGUUUCAAAAUAGUCGUAGUUGCAAUCACAUGCCAUUCGUUAAUUAACUAAGAUUUUUGAGCGAAUGUGAACGCAUGUUUUGGCUAUUUCAGAUUCUGUGUGAUCUCUGAUUAAGUAUGAGCUUAGAUUAUUGCAACUUCAUGAUUGCUAGUGCAUUCUAGUAUUGAAUUGCUACAUACUUUUCGUUCUAUUCUGUAUAUACUCAUGGAUGAAAUGUUACCUGGAAGGCAAAGAUUUCAUGA